Messenger RNA from Protobothrops mucrosquamatus (brown spotted pit viper), 3090 nucleotides. It is a transcript of the gene STIM2, whose product is annotated as stromal interaction molecule 2. Gene Ontology annotation, molecular function: calcium channel regulator activity; calcium ion binding; protein binding. Gene Ontology annotation, biological process: intracellular calcium ion homeostasis; store-operated calcium entry; activation of store-operated calcium channel activity. The transcript has 12 exons. The record is from RefSeq and is a predicted model, not a curated record. The annotation marks the transcript as partial. NCBI's taxonomy places the organism in Eukaryota, Metazoa, Chordata, Lepidosauria, Squamata, Viperidae. Gene Ontology annotation, cellular component: endoplasmic reticulum; plasma membrane.
AUUUUUGCCAUUUACUGAGCCCGCCCUGUUUCACCGAGGAAGAUAAAUACAGUCUGGAAGCUCUCUGUACAAUUCAUAAACAGAUGGAUGAUGACAAAGAUGGUGGCAUUGAAGUAGAGGAAAGCGAUGAGUUUAUCAGAGAAGAUAUGAAAUAUAAAGAUGCGUCUAAUAAACACAGCCACUUGCACAGAGAAGACAAGCACAUCACCAUUGAGGAUUUGUGGAAACGGUGGAAAACAUCAGAGGUUCACAACUGGACGCAAGAAGAGACGCUUCAGUGGUUGGUGGAGUUCGUCGAACUUCCUCAGUAUGAGAAGAAUUUCCGAGAAAAUAAUGUCAAAGGAACAACGUUGCCAAGGAUAGCAGUUAAUGAACUUGCAUUUAUGAUCUCUCAGUUGAAAAUUAUCGAUCGGAGCCACAGGCAGAAACUUCAGCUGAAGGCCUUGGAUGUCGUUUUAUUUGGACCUCUUACACCAAGUCCAAUAGCACCCUGUGAGUUUAUUGUGGGAUUCUUUCAAUUUCAGAAGUGCGUGGCAGACCGUAGCCUACAGAAUGCAACCCUCGAGCUACCUCCAACGACCAAACGAAUAACACAGAACAGGACUUCAAAAGAACACGUUACCAAAAUGAUGAAAGACUUGGAAAGCCUCCAGACCGCGGAACAGAGUCUUUGUGAAUUGCAAGAAAGGCUUGAAAAAGCACAGGAAGAGAAUCGAAACGUCGCUGUAGAAAAACAGAACUUAGAACGCAAGAUGAUGGAUGAAAUCAGCGAUGCAAAACGAGAAGCCUGCCGACUCAAAGAAUUGAGGGAAGGAGCCGAGUGCGAACUCAGCAGACUUAAAUACGCAGAAGAGGAGCUGGUGCAGGUCCGUAUGGCUUUAAAAAAAGCUGAGAAGGAGUUCGAACUGCGAAGCAAUUGGUCUGUUCCAGACGCGCUGCAGAAAUGGCUGCAGCUCACACACGAAGUGGAAGUCCAGUACUACAAUAUUAAGAGACAAAAUGCAGAAAUGCAGCUAGCCAUCGCCAAGGAAGAGGCAGAAAAAAUUAAAAAGAAGAGAAAUACUGUAUUUGGAACGUUACAUGUUGCACACAGUUCUUCACUCGAUGAAGUGGACCACAAGAUUCUGGAAGCAAAGAAAGCACUUUCUGAAUUAACCACCUGCUUGAGAGAGAGACUCUACCGAUGGCAGCAGAUUGAGAAGAUCUGUGGCUUCCAAAUAGCCUACAACUCAGGACUGCCCAGUCUGACCUCCUCCCUCUACUCUGAUCACAGUUGGGUAGUCAUGCCACGAGUUUCCAUUCCGCCCUACCCAAUCGCGGGGGGAGUCGACGACCUCGAUGAAGAUACCCCUCCCAUUGUUUCCCAGUUUCAUGGGUCUGUUGUGAAAACCACCACCUUAGCGAGGAGUAGCAGCGUGUACCGCUCCAGGCGAAAUGUUGUGCCGUCAUCGCCUCAGUUGCAACACACAGCACAAACACAACCCACUGCGCACACCCCAGCCACCCUGCAAUCUGCAGACCCAGACCUCCUUUCGGUGUCCAGUUGUCCUGCUGCUUACCGUACGGAAGAGGAGGAGGAGGCUAUUUACUUCACUGCUGACAAGCAAUGGGAAGCUCAGGAUGCGGGUUCCGAAUGCGACUCCUUCAAUUCUUCCACUGGAAGGAAGCAGUCUCCCCCUUCAAGCCUUGACAUCUAUCAACCCCUGUCACCUCAAAAGACGUCCCAAGAGGAUGUCUCCUUAGAACAGUCCUCUACCGGAGACUCUUCCUCUCUCACCGCCGAUAUUUCAAGGGGUUCGCCGGACUGCGUGGGGCUGACAGAAACUAAAAGUAUGAUCUUCAGUCCCGCGAGCAAGGUGUACAACGGCAUUCUGGAGAAGUCCUGCAGCAUGAACCAGCUCUCCAGCACCGCUCCUAUCCCUAAGCCUCGGCACACCUCAUGUUCUUCCACCAGCAGUGAAAGCCGAGCCGGGCACGAACCUUCUCCCGUCUCCCAGAUCAGUAGCGUUUCACACGACCUGUAUCAGAACGGAGAGCGAAACAAAAAACCGUCGAAAAUCAAGAGCCUUUUCAAGAAGAAGUCCAAGUAAGACUGCUGGAAGAGAGAUUUUUUUUUUCAACUACGGCAUUCUUUUGACUUUCUGGUCAUUAUUACUGUUGUUAUUAUUAUUAUUUAAAUUAAGAAUGUAGUUGUCCGACUUUCCUAGGCUUGGGCGACACAGCAAGAAAAUCUCUUAGGUCAAGUCUUUUUUUUUCUUUUUUUUUUCUUUCUCCUGUUUUAAAGUCACCUUGCAUCAGCUGUCAAUGAGAAAUUUUCAAUUUCAAGACAGUUUUACAGUCGGUUUGUCUAUUUAUUUCAGCUUUUUUUUUUUUUUUAGUUUAUAUAUAAAACGUUUUUAAAAUUUGAAAAAAAUAAAUAAAUAUAUAAAUCAGCAACACUUUUAACACAAGCUUUAACGGACUUGUAAAGCCUGCACGGGCCUUGUCAAUUUUUCUUUCUUUGUUUACCAGAGCAUCUUCUUAAUCUUUCCAUAGAAGCUACGGCAUUGUGUACUGGACACGGGGCAACUUUUGAAUGAAGUACAACUACUUAAAUUGCACUACUGUUCUCCUGACUGGAAAGUUAUCUUUGCAAGCGAAACGGUUUUAAACUCGUCAAAAUAAAAGAAAGAGAUGGGGUUGGUUCAACUGUUGGUGUUUUUUUUUUUUAAGGUGGUUUCUAUGUAGAAGCUAGCAUUUCUAACCGUUGAUUUUUGGAACUGGAACCUCAUUUUAAAAUGCAUUUAUUAACCUAACGGAUUGGCUCCUGUUGUAAAGAUAAUCCAGAGACUUCACUAUGAUCUUAUGGCAUUACACAGGCUGUCUGGGUAGAAAUGUAUGUCGAGAGAAGGGGCUUCUGAUUCCAUACCCAAGCGGUAAAAUGUCGGUCCUUUUACGAGGAUGGACUUUCUCAGAUAUUCACAAACUUUAAACCUGGGUGAGGGCGAAACGUGGGCACUUGUUUACAAACUUUGACGGUGAGAAGAUGGUUGAUUUGUGAAUAUUUGUACUGUGGCAAAGAUAAUAAAUUGAAAAUCCUAUUGUGCCAUG